CUUAAAUGCUUCUUUCCACAUGAAAGGUAUCAGAAUUGUGUAUGGAGUCAGUUGACGGAGAUCUUUACUAGGAAUUUUCAUAAAUCCCGACAACGUUACUUGUUUUGUACAAUUGGACGAAUACAGAUUCUAUAUGAUACUACUUCAUCAUCGUUAAAUUUGGCUCUAACGCUGUUCAGAUAAGAAUGGUUGUGUUCUUCUGCGGGACCCUUCAAAUAGUUAUUUUACACUUGUUUAUGAUAACAGAAGCAUUUGAAACUCUCCAUAAGAAAAGCUGGGACAACUGCUUUUUUGGAUUAGCUGAAUGUAAAUGCCAAAAUGUUCCUAACAAUCUGCUGAAAGUCGAUUGUUCUGGACGACAACUCUAUACCCUUCCGGUAUUUAACACCAGUGUGAUAUGGAUAGACCUUAGCAAUAAUGAGAUUUCCAACAUUAGCAGUAGAUUUCCAAGAAAUGUAUCCUACAUUAAUUUGUCUGAUAAUAAUAUUACGGAGCUUGUUAUGCAUCCUUUCCAUGGAUUAUUCAAUCUCAAAACUUUGAAUUUGGAGCGAAAUAUGAUUAAUAUAACAAUGGUGUACAGCGGUCUAUUUGCCGAUCUUACUUCUCUCACUGAGUUGAGUUUAAAAGGUAAUAUACAAGACAAAUUCAAGCCAACAGUGAUUAAAGACGAUGUGUUCUCCGAAUUAAAAUCAUUAAAAACCCUAAAAAUUGACGGACCGGCUAAUGUAACAUUUGGAAAAGGAUUUCAGAGCAUUACCAUGUUGCAAAAACUCGAUUUAUCUGGAAUAACAGGAAAUUGCAAUUUUCAAAGGAUAUCUCAUGAUAUGUUUUUGAAUAUGCCUAAACUCACCUACGUCGAUGUGUCUGCUUGUGAUAUUUUGGAUAUUGAAGAAGGUGCAUUUGGAAAGCUCCAAUAUCUCGAACACCUUGAUGUUUCUCAUAAUAAACAACUCGGAUUUGCAUCACUUCCAAAUAUAACUCAUAACCUAAACAAAACAUCGAUAAAGGUUUUGCGUGGUAAUGGAAUAAAUUGUUUGUCAGGAAUCGGUACAAAGAUUCUAAAACGUCAUUUUGAAAACUUGAAACACACAAACAUUUCCGAAAUCUACUUUGAAAAGAACAGACUAGAGCAACUGGAGUCUGGAGCACUUCGACUGUUGCCAAACACCAUAACAAGCAUUUCGUUUGGAGAAAAUAAACUAACUCAAGGAAGGUAUAUGAUAGAUUUUUUCUUUUUACAAAACAUACGUGUUUAUAACGUAAGUGUACAGCUUCGUCCACCGCCUUUCCCCGAAUCAAUAUUUGAACAAUGCGCGGAAAAAACUGAUGUCCUGCAUGCAAAUAAACAAUAUUUUGACAAUGAAGAUAUUCAGAAAAAAGAAGGAAACAAAUAUGAAUCUAUGAUGAACGAUUUCAUAGGCAGCAAGUGGAAUAAGUUUCAUGCGACCUUUUAUAUUCCAAAAACAAUGGAGGUUUUAUAUGCAAAUAUGAGUCGACUUUACAGAACUAUACCUGAAUUUGGAUUAAAUGCCACUGGCAUAAGAGAAAUACAUGCACAAGACAAUUUUCUGUAUUCAUGGGAUGGACCAGUUCACGGCGUCGAAAACAUAAAGAUUAUGGACCUCUCAAACAAUUUUUGCUCGCACAUUUCAAAAUCGUUCUUAAAAUACGCACGAGGCCUGACGACGUUACGCAUGUCCAAAAAUGAUAUUGGUAAGAGUCUGUCAAGUGAUGUGGAGGGAGAGAUCUUUGAGAACACAGUGUCAAUGGAGGUUCUUGAUUUAUCUUAUAAUAAUAUUGUUGAUCUUUCUGCGCCUAUGUUUAAAAGCAUGGAAAGACUACAAACAUUAAACUUACAGAACAAUCAACUAUCGACAUGGCGUGUGAAAGUGGAUCAUAUGAAAACUAUACAUUUCAUUAACCUUAAACAAAAUAGACUGACAACAUUUGGAAAAGAAGCACAAAUGUCAUUGGCAAAAUUAUUUCAAAUAACAAAUCUUUCCAUCGAUUUAUCGGGAAAUCAGUUUCUUUGCUCUUGUGACAGUGUACACUUUCUGGAAUGGAUUACUGCUUAUCGGAACCGUUUCAUACAUUUUAAACGUUACGAGUGUUCGUCCACAAGCUCACAUAGAUUUAAUUUUUCGGAUGCUGAUAACUCUUUAAAGUUACUGAAGAAGAACUGCAAAUCUUGUCUAGUUAUAUAUAUAGUAACUUCAGUAGCAGUAGCUAUCAUGUUUAGUAUUAUCUUGGGCAUUUUUCUCUUGAAAAAUAAGUGGAAAAUUCGAUACGUGAUUUAUAGAUUCAAACAACGUUUCAAAACAUAUACAGGACAUUCAAUAAUCCCUCAAGCAGACUCUCCUUCUUAUGAAUAUGAUAUUAUGAUUUCAUAUUCUCCAAAACAACUAUCAUUCGUCCUUACCGACGUGAUUCCUCGACUUGAAAACGAGGCUGGUUUUCAGUUGUAUGUCAAGGACCGCGAUGAACCAGCGGGAAUUUCUUGUGGAGAAGCCAUUAUGGAAGCUAUUCAAAAAAGCAAAAGAGUUGUAUGUCUUGUGACAAAAAGUUUUCUAAAAUCCACAUGGCAAGACUACGAAUUAAAUAUGUCAAGGAUGGAAGCUAUCGAGGACAGAGAAAAUUUGAAUUUUGUCCACUUAAUCCUAUUUCCUGAUGUUUGCAAUGGAUCUAUUUCCAUUCAAACCUUAGAUCUCGUUAGACAAGAAUGUUUUUCCGAGUAUCCAGAGGAAGAGUGUGCGUUUGAUGAUUUUUGGGAAACAUUGAUAUCCCAUAUAAAAAAACUCAACCGACAUUAAAUUGAUAAGCUCUAUUUUUGUUUCUUUAUUGUGUGUGUGUGUGUUUCGUUGUAUUUAUAUUUAUACUUGUUUGUAAUUAUAUUGAACUAAAAUUGCACACAGCUUAUGAAAACGAAGAGUGUAGAAUUAGUGGACCAAGUUAAAAAAAAAAAGAAGAAAGUAUCAAUUUAUGAUAUGUACGGAAAUUUUGAAAUAUUUUUUUUAUACUGUCAUCAAACAGUUAAACAUGUAUGAACGAUUAUCUCUUUAAUGAAUCACGUCAUUAAGGGAGAUGCGAAACAGGUUGAUUCCCCCCUUUUUAAAAAACAUUGAGCAACACAUAAACACCUUAAGUUUCAUAAUGUCGUUUCAAUAAAUGAUUCUUUAAGCGGUGUCUGUUUGAAAUCAGUUUAAAAAUUAUGCCUCUCUGACUCUCAGCCUUGAAGGAUUUUUUCAUCAUUAGAAUG
Magallana angulata is the source of this 3256-nucleotide messenger RNA. RefSeq names its product toll-like receptor 4. The transcript has a single exon. Bases 186 to 2810 code for a protein of 874 amino acids. NCBI's taxonomy places the organism in Eukaryota, Metazoa, Mollusca, Bivalvia, Ostreida, Ostreidae. Gene Ontology annotation, molecular function: protein binding; transmembrane signaling receptor activity. Gene Ontology annotation, cellular component: membrane. The record is from RefSeq and is a predicted model, not a curated record. Gene Ontology annotation, biological process: toll-like receptor signaling pathway; immune response; inflammatory response.